GUGUGUUGUUGAGUGUUCGAAGAGAUACAGAGUCAUAUAUUACCCUGUGGAUGAAUCGUGAUCAUGCCCUACAGCGAGAACUCGAUUAAGAAAAUGCUCCCGAAGAGUUAUCUUCACAAGCUUGUGGCUCACGACAUAUACGUUGCAAAGGCCUACUUCAAAACGCUCGUGCCCAUGAUGGAUAAAUAUGUUUACAAUGAUGGAACCAUGAAGGAAUUGAUGAGUCUGACUGGAACCAUUCCGGUCAAAUAUGAUGACAAGAUCUACAACAUACCCGUGUGCCUGUGGAUUGAGGAGAGCUACCCGCAGACUGCACCUAUCUGCUACAUCAGGCCCACACGUGAGAUGAUGAUCCUCAAAGGAAACUACACCUCCAGCAACGGAGAAGUGGAGCUGCCUUACCUGGAGGAGUGGAAGAGUGGUGAGUGUGACCUCGUGAGCCUCCUGCAGGUGAUGCAGAUCAUGUUCGGAGACUGCCCUCCUGUGUGCAUGCAGCCUCCCUCCGAGCCUGAGCACGACUCGUGCCGGCUACAGCUCCAGAGACAAGCAGACGUGCUUCCAAAUGCAGAUGGGUGCUUGUGUCUGUCUUUACCCAGAGACGACGGUCAACCUUUCCUUCAAGCGUAUGAAACCAACUGUUAGUGGAAUGUGACGAUCAUGUCAAACUGGUUCUGUGUUUCCUGUGAAGUGUCUCGUCCUGUGUACAGUGUCAGAUGGUAUCCAUUGAUUGUUUUAUAGUUCGUGAUUUUCAGACAAAUGCUGCGAUUCUACUGUAAAUGUUAAAAAGCACCUGAUCGUAUACAGGUACAUUUAAAAUACAAUCCUUUGAGAUUGUUUUAUUUUGUGUGUGGUUAGGAGCCAAAUCACUUUGGCGAUUGUAAAACUGUGUUGAAAGAUGUGAAUUACUUUACUAGCAGCUCAUAAAACUGUAAUUUCACUGCAUUUGUUGUGACAGAGGCCAUAAAGCUUGUGGACUUUUGACUGGAGAA
Paralichthys olivaceus (Japanese flounder) is the source of this 989-nucleotide messenger RNA. RefSeq names its product tumor susceptibility gene 101 protein. The record is from RefSeq and is a predicted model, not a curated record. NCBI's taxonomy places the organism in Eukaryota, Metazoa, Chordata, Actinopteri, Pleuronectiformes, Paralichthyidae. Gene Ontology annotation, cellular component: ESCRT I complex. Gene Ontology annotation, molecular function: ubiquitin binding. Gene Ontology annotation, biological process: endosome to lysosome transport; protein transport; protein modification process.